Molecule: messenger RNA, 1117 nt
Organism: Dicentrarchus labrax (European seabass)
Lineage: Eukaryota; Metazoa; Chordata; Actinopteri; Moronidae
Product: DNA damage-inducible transcript 4-like protein-like
Exons: 2
Coding region: 102-725 (207 amino acids)
Biological process (GO): negative regulation of signal transduction
Cellular component (GO): cytoplasm
Source: RefSeq, a predicted model, not a curated record
CUGCGCUCCGACAGCCGCUCAGCUCGACUCUCUCACUACAUGGAGCAAACUCAGACCAAACCCUCGGAGGAGACACCGGAGCUUCACGGACAGGAAUCAGGAUGGUCUAUACCACGGCUCUGAUAUUUGGACACGGAGUGCCCGUCUUGUCGGAGGACGAAAGCCUCGUAGAGAUGAUCGGGAAGUACUUCUUCCAGCGCAGGUCCCCGGGCCGAAAGACGACUUCAGUCCGGCGGGGGAGCGUCGAAAGCUGGGACGAGAGAGAUUCUAACUCACCUUUUGCCAACCUGGACGCUGGUUUGGAGCACGAGGAGGGGCUCCUUCAGCAGGACGUGACCCGGCAGAUAGAGCAAUGUCUAACAGAGGCCAAAGCCUCCGCCCUCCACUGCCAGGUGCUGCUGCUGCCUCGCCAGAUGACCUCCAGGGUGGGCCAGGACGUGGUGCGCUCCUCUGCCGACGAGCCCUGUGGGCUGCGGGGAGCCUCCAUCAAGGUCUACGUGGAGGGCAAAGAUGGCCUGAAGCCUGUGGGGAGCAUCUUCCCAGACCCAAGUGUCACCCCGACGUUUGAGCUGUCCGUCAUUUUCAAAGCGGACAAGGGCGACGGCUGGCCGCCACUCAUGCACAUCUUUGAUACCAGCAAAGUGUUGAAACUGAGACCCGAGUACCGGCUGGUGAAGAGGAAGCUCUACUCCUCUGCCAGCCCGGUCAUUCAUGAUUUCAACUAAGGGCACAGAGUUGAAUGUAAACCCCUGUUUCACUGAUUACCCUUUUUUUUUCUGGUGUGAAUGUUAAAUACACAGUUGUAUCUUCUUUCAGGCUACACAUGCACACGGCCUGAAAUGCACUGUUAUAUUUUGGCUCUAAGGAAGUGGAUUGUUCUUUGUUUGGUGUAUGAAUGUCUAACUUGGAGCAGGAGGUCAAACUGCUUGUGUUGCUACACUCUGUAGCCAAUGUGACCACAGUAUUUUGCACAGGAUGGUUGAAUGUUAAACGUGUACACUGUAAACAUAAAAAAAAGAGAACUUCCUUCCAGGACUGGGCAGGUCUCACUCCUGAAGUGUGCUGUACUUUUUUUUAGUUAUUUAUGCGAUUGUAAAAUAAACUUUUUACACUACGA